This is a messenger RNA of Oppia nitens, 1238 nucleotides long. Its product is annotated as actin-related protein 2/3 complex subunit 3-like. Gene Ontology annotation, molecular function: actin filament binding. The record is from RefSeq and is a predicted model, not a curated record. The coding region runs from base 207 to 827 and encodes 206 amino acids. NCBI's taxonomy places the organism in Eukaryota, Metazoa, Arthropoda, Arachnida, Sarcoptiformes, Oppiidae. Gene Ontology annotation, cellular component: cytoskeleton; Arp2/3 protein complex. Gene Ontology annotation, biological process: Arp2/3 complex-mediated actin nucleation; regulation of actin filament polymerization. The transcript has 3 exons.
UAUUGAAUGCCUGAGUGAGUGAGUGAGUCAUAGUAUUAGACUAUAGAAACAUUUAUAGCUAAUGAGUCACUGAGUUAUUAUGUAUGGCUUAACACUACUAAUACAUAAAGUGUUUAGUGUGUGUUGAGUGUCAUUGUCAUCGACAACAACAACAACAACAACAUUAUAAGCACCGUACACCAAACACCUACACAUACAGACACACAAUGCCGGCCUAUCACUCAAAACUGGUAGCCGACCGGCAUGUGGCCAAUAUGGCAGUGUUGCCGUUUAGGACGAAAUUUCGCGGACCGAUUCAAUGGCCACAUCAACAAAUACCCGCCGCCACUGCCGCCGCCGCUAACGGCGAUACCAAUGGUCAUACAGUAGCACCGGUACAACCGCCAACUCAGCCGCCAAUGGACAUCAUUGACGAAGCGCUACUCUAUUUCAAGCCAAACGUUUUUUUCAAGACAUUUGAAAUACAGUCGGCCGCCGAUCGGGUCCUAAUCUAUCUGACACUGUAUAUCACUGAAUGUCUGAAACGAUUGCAACGGUUGCAGUCGCGCGAUCAGGGAUUGGCCGAAAUGUACGCACUGGCCAUCAGCCGGUUUGAUAUACCCGGAGAUCCAGGCUUUCCGUUGAACGCUGUCUACGCUAAGCCGUCAUCGGCUGAGGAACAGGAUCUCAUGCGCCAGUAUUUGCUGCAACUGCGCCAGGAGUGCGGCCUUCGAGUGGCCGACAAAGUAUGGGAUUGUGGCGGCGAUUCGGGUCGACCAUCCAAAUGGUGGCUAUGUUUUGCCAAAAAACGUUUUAUGGAUAUAUCGCUUGCGGGCGCCGGCAAGUGAUGAUCGCCCGACCGACCGAUAGAUAGAUAGAGAGCAGCCAUACAUACAGUAUAUCAGAUCUGUAUAAAUAAUAAAGUCUUCCCUAUUGAAGGCACACCACUACUCUUUAUAUAUCAAUAAUAAUAAUAAUAAUAAUUGAAUGGACAGUCAUAUAUAAUUAUCAUCGGUUAAUAACACACCCACACACACACACACACACACACCGAUGCCGUUUAAAAACGUGUGUUGUGUGUAUGUAAAUGAUUGCUUUAUAAUCUCAAUUAUGAUAUGAUUUUUUUUUUUUUUAAUUAGUUAUUGUUGUCUAAUAGUGUCUGUGUGUAUGUGUUUAAUGUAUGAAAACAAAUGUUAAUUAUUAUUAUUUCCUAUAAUUUUUUUUUGUUGAAAAAUUUGAUUUAUUUAAAUUAUAAUUUG